This is a messenger RNA of Nannospalax galili (Upper Galilee mountains blind mole rat), 3174 nucleotides long. It is a transcript of the gene Zbtb44, whose product is annotated as zinc finger and BTB domain containing 44. The record is from RefSeq and is a predicted model, not a curated record. The transcript has 6 exons. Lineage: Eukaryota; Metazoa; Chordata; Mammalia; Rodentia; Spalacidae. The coding region runs from base 433 to 2283 and encodes 616 amino acids. Gene Ontology annotation, molecular function: protein binding.
UCCUCCAACCGCCACCCGCCCUCGGCAACCGCCCCCAACGGCCUCCCGCGCGGCUCCGACCGCCUCGCUCCUCCCCUCAGGCCCCUGCGGCCGCCGGGGCGCUCUCCACCCGGCGCCUCGCACUCUCGUACCUCGCGGGCACGCCAGUGAGCGGCGCCGCCAUGCGCGCCCAGCCCCAGGCUGCUCACGGGCCUAGGCGCGGCGGCCCGAGAUAGGGUCCCCUGAGCCUCCUGGGGGAGGAGAGGAGCCAGCCGCGCGCUCCGCCCCCUCCCCCCAGGUUGUCGCCGCCGCCGCCGCCGCCACCUCGCCGCCUCAGCCUGGCGGGGAGGAGGAGGAGCAGUAGCAGGCCUCCGGGCCCCUGCCACACCGCCCGCAGGACAUUUCUGAUUCAUUUGCAUCCUUGAAGAGCAUCUGUAGAAGAGGAAGGAAAAGAUGGGUGUGAAAACGUUUACUCAUAGCUCCUCUUCCCACAGCCAGGAAAUGCUUGGAAAACUAAAUAUGCUACGAAAUGAUGGACAUUUUUGUGAUAUCACUAUUCGUGUCCAGGACAAAAUCUUCCGGGCUCAUAAGGUGGUACUAGCAGCUUGCAGUGAUUUCUUUCGCACCAAACUUGUAGGCCAAGCAGAAGAUGAAAACAAAAAUGUGUUGGAUCUGCAUCAUGUUACAGUGACUGGCUUUAUACCCCUUUUAGAAUAUGCUUACACAGCCACUCUGUCAAUUAACACAGAAAAUAUCAUUGAUGUUCUAGCUGCGGCUAGCUAUAUGCAGAUGUUUAGUGUUGCUAGCACCUGCUCAGAAUUCAUGAAAUCAAGUAUUUUAUGGAAUACCCCCAAUAGCCAACCAGAAAAAGGUCUAGAUGCUGGACAAGAAAAUAAUUCUAACUGCAAUUUUACUUCUCGAGAUGGAAGCAUUUCUCCAGUGUCUUCAGAGUGCAGUGUAGUAGAAAGAACCAUUCCUGUCUGCCGAGAAUCACGGAGAAAACGCAAAAGCUACAUUGUUAUGUCUCCUGAGAGUCCUGUAAAAUGUAGCACACAAACAAGUUCACCCCAGGUAUUGAAUUCUUCAGCUUCCUAUGCAGAAAAUAGAAAUCAGCCAGUUGACUCCUCUUUAGCUUUUCCCUGGACUUUCCCUUUUGGAAUUGAUCGAAGGAUUCAGCCUGAGAAAACUAAGCAGGCAGAAAACACCCGGACUUUAGAAUUACCUGGCCCAUCUGAGGCAGGUAGAAGAAUGGCUGAUUAUGUGACUUGUGAGAGCACAAAAACUACCUUGCCUCUGGGUACCGAAGAAGAUAUCCGGGUCAAAGUAGAAAGAUUAAGUGAUGAGGAGGUCCAUGAGGAAGUGUCCCAGCCUGUCAGUGCAUCUCAGAGCUCACUGAGUGAUCAGCAGACAGUGCCAGGAAGUGAACAAGUCCAAGAGGACCUUCUGAUUAGUCCACAGUCUUCCUCUAUAGGCUCAGUAGAUGAAGGAGUUACCGAGGGGUUGCCUACACUUCAAAAUACUUCUAGCACCAAUGCUCAUGCAGAUGAUGAUGACCGAUUGGAAAAUGUUCAGUAUCCCUACCAACUCUACAUUGCUCCUUCUACCAGCAGUACAGAACGGCCAAGUCCAAAUGGUCCAGACAGACCUUUUCAGUGUCCAACCUGUGGGGUGCGAUUCACCCGUAUUCAGAACCUGAAACAGCACAUGCUUAUCCACUCAGGAAUUAAACCAUUUCAGUGUGACCGCUGUGGGAAAAAGUUCACCAGGGCUUACUCGCUAAAGAUGCAUCGCCUAAAGCAUGAAGGUAAACGCUGUUUCCGGUGCCAGAUAUGUAGUGCCACUUUCACUUCCUUCGGGGAAUAUAAACACCAUAUGAGGGUUUCCCGGCACAUUAUCCGCAAGCCUCGGAUUUACGAGUGCAAAACAUGUGGCGCCAUGUUCACCAACUCGGGAAAUUUAAUCGUGCACCUGAGGAGUCUGAACCAUGAAGCAUCAGAGCUAGCAAACUACUUCCAGAGCAGUGAUUUCUUAGUACCGGACUACUUAAAUCAGGAGCAAGAAGAGACCCUUGUUCAGUAUGAUCUUGGAGAACACAGUUUUGAAAGCAACUCUUCUGUUCAAAUGCCUGUAAUCUCACAGGUCUCUUCAACCCAGAAUUGUGAAAGCACUUUCCCCUUGGGGUCUCUUGGUGGGCUUACAGAAAAGGAGGAAGAAGUGCAAGAACAGCCAAAGACCAGUGCUUGUGCCGAGACCACCCGGGAUGACCCCCCUAAAUCAGAGCUGUCGUCUAUAACUAUUGAAUAAUUUUGUGAUUUGGCUUCAUUUUUGGUUUUUGGAAAGUGCCUGUGGUUGGUCUUGUACAUUUGAAUUUAAUUUUCUGAAAAACAAAGGGCUUCCCUUUGAAAGCCCUAAGACUGUUGGGGGUUUUUUGUUAAUUUUUCAUAAAAGAGAGAUUGGCUUCUGUGGGUAUACAGUAACGCAUACUGUUGAAGCAGAACAUAAACUCCGAGAUGUAAGGAACCAGUUGAUUUAAAUCAUACCAGUUCUUCCUUUGUUAAAAGCAGGCUAACAACAAAUCAUUAGAUACAGAAGAAAUCAGAUGGUUGUUGACCUUCCUGAGGUUGAAAGUUACUAAACAGAAUUUGACAAUAGCCUAAGUAGAUGUUUACUCCCUUAUGCAGUAUGUCAUAAGCCCUGUAGUUUUGAAAGCUUUCUUUAACAUUAUGACAAAUACUUCUGAAAUCCACCAUAGUUUUUUUAAGCUAUUAUGAUUUUUUUCAUGGUGAAAAUUUGGUAUUGGGUAGGCAUUUCCCAUACUUUUAUAGUACCACUCCAAAGGCAGAGAUACAUGAUUAAGAGGGGUCAGGCUGUGGAUGGAAUGACCAGGAAUGUAGAAUGAGGUAUGUAUACCCCAACCAGCUUUAUAGGAACUCUUUUGAAUACUGUUUUUUUUACUAAAGUUAAUGUUUACCUGGUCUUCGAAUGUUAAUGCCUGGCUAACUUGGCUAACUAGGUCAUCGCCCAGUCAGUUUCCCUUGUCCCAUCAAUAUCCCUUUCACUUGCAUAUACUAUUGUGCUGCCGUAUAAAAGAAAAAUAUUGAAGAUAUUCUAUAUUUUAUAUAUAGGUUUAUGUAUUGUGGGGGAUGUUUUUGAUGUGCUGUUUUGGACAAAAUAAAGAAUUCUGUUUUGAGGCUA